UGUGUUUUUAAGUGGGCCGAUCGACGUUUUGGGCGGCGCGAGCGCACCCGGUCAAGGCCGCUUGCACUUGUUCGCAAAAAACGCGCAACUGGUUGUGUGCCCACGCAUGCGGUUAUCAUACCCGCGUUUUUUGCGACCAUAUUCAUAUCUACGUCACUAGAAAUGCGCGGGCCGUUGCUCACUUACUAACAGUAAGCUUUAUUUAUGAAACCUGUCAGCUUAAAACUAUUAACUUCUCUAAACACAUUCUUCUGUUGUAAACAAAUUGAUUGUCAAUUUUGCAAAUCCUUUUAGACAUCAUGUAAUUUUCUUUAUUUAUUCUAGUAGUAGAUAAGUCAUCACGCUGUAUUCUAUUCAUAUGGCGAGCAUUUGCAUAAUGACCACCUAUGUUAGUCACCGAGUACACUUCGCGACUACUGCAAAUAAAACACAGCCAUCAUCAUUAAGUGGCGUGUCGAGGCCCGUAGUUCAGUGCGGGCGCUUAUAUGGCGGUGCGCAAACUCAAUGUCGCGGUCAAGGAAACUAUACCUAAAAGCUUUGAACAUGCAAAACAAAUCGUGAGAGCAACGCCGCAGCCAAUUAGCGAAAUAUUUAUAGACAUCAUCAACAAUGUACCUACAUUCCUAAAUCACGAGCUAUGACGAAUGAGCAUCAGUGCAACGUGAAUCAAUUUACAUAACAAUAUUCCUUAUAUCAUGCAACCAAACUCCGCAGAGUUCAACAUCCUGAUCCUGCCAUUAGCAAGGCACAGCCAUAUUCGAUAUUAAUUACGACAAGUUCGCGUGUCACUAACGACGCAUUCUGUUACCGCAACAAUGAAGAAUUGUUACUUCAAUCCAAUCAUGUCACGCCAUCGAACUAUGAGAUUUAUCCCAUUACGGUACUAGCUGAUAGAUUUUCUACUCUUCACACCAUUUUGUACUUGAUAGAACACGUUAACAUGUUCAUAAAAACACAGUAUACUUAACGGGUUGAUUAAAAUUUUAAUAAGUAUCAUACAUUAUCAAUGUUGUUUCAAAGAAAAUUCCAAGUCGCAGUAGAUCGACGUACAAAGUUUUACCAACUUUCCAUUAACUGUCAGCCUCGCUUCAAACUCUUCGUGUACGCCCAACAAUCAACACUUUAAAAUAAUAAACUAUUUAUCAGCUUCACACUCUACUUAAGGCCGCCCAGUUUUAUUCGAACCAAAGUAUCCGUGACUCUUUCCACAGACAAAGGGUCAUUAGCGAAAAUGUCGGAGUCAACAAUAGAACAAGCGAAACGGGAAAUUGAUGAAUCUUUGAUUCUGAGUGCAUUCUGCAUGCGCCGUAUCGGCCUGUCGUUCCAGGAACCCAAAAGUGGAUCAGCUUAUUUACGUCAGAAGCUGAUGUUCAUAGCAUCUGUCUGUGGCAUUUGCUACCACGUAUUCAGUGAAAUCGUCUUCAUCGGUCUCACGUUGUCGAAUUCGCCACGAGUUGAGGAUGUCGUUCCACUUUUCCAUACUUUUGGAUACGGUGCUUUAAGUAUUGCAAAAGUAUUUGUGUUGUGGUACAAAAAAGAUGUAUUCCGUCAGCUACUGAAUGAGCUAGCUGGCAUAUGGCCGAUGCCUCCGCUGGAAGAGGAAGCCUUAAUCAUUAAGAACAAGAGUCUGGCCGCUCUCCGCAUCACACAUCGAUGGUAUUUCUUCAUGAAUGUAUCGGGUGUGUGGUUCUACAACUUGACUCCGAUCGUCAUUUAUCUGUUUGGCCUGAUUCAAGGCAGGAGCGAUAAGAUUGGAUACGUCUGGCAGUCGUGGUACCCGUUUGAUAAACACCAAACGGUUGCGCAUGUCGCGGUUUAUCUCUUUGAAAUAUUCGCGGGUCAGACUUGCGUAUGGAUUAUGGUCAGUACAGACCUCUUAUUCUCGGCUAUGGCCAGCCAUAUAAGUAUACUGUUACGUCUCCUGAAGCGUCGACUGGAAGCUGUGGGUACUGUUGAUAAUGAGCACUACGACGAGAUACUGGCCAACAUUAAAUUGCACCAGAGACUUAUAACAUACUGCAACGAUUUAGAAAACACUUUCUCCUUGUCGAACUUCGUGAACAUUAUGUUGAGCUCAGUCAAUAUCUGCUGUGUAGUGUUCGUUAUUGUGCUCCUAGAGCCGUUCAUGGCGAUCAGUAACAAACUGUUUUUGGGUUCAGCUCUAAUUCAAAUCGGAAUGCUGUGCUGGUACGCGGACGACAUUUUCCAUGCGAACGCUGAUAUAGCGGCGGCUGCUUACAAUAGCGGAUGGUACCGUACAAAUCCUCGCUGUCGUCGCGCCCUGCUUUUCCUUAUACAGAGGGCUCAGAAACCGAUCGCGUUUACAGCAAUGGGCUUCACAAAUAUCACGCUCGUUACGUAUUCAGCGAUCCUCACGAGAUCAUACUCGUACUUCGCAUUGCUGUAUACGAUGUACAAUGAAAAUUAGACCCUACAGCAUUUAAAAUACGUACAUAAUUUAGAUAAAGCUGUAGAUAUAGAUAGGAGCAGUAUCAAUAGAUGUCGUUUCCCG
This is a messenger RNA of Spodoptera frugiperda (fall armyworm), 2512 nucleotides long. Its product is annotated as odorant receptor 85c. Gene Ontology annotation, cellular component: plasma membrane. The transcript has 10 exons. Gene Ontology annotation, biological process: detection of chemical stimulus involved in sensory perception of smell; sensory perception of smell. The record is from RefSeq and is a predicted model, not a curated record. Gene Ontology annotation, molecular function: odorant binding; olfactory receptor activity. The coding region runs from base 1232 to 2428 and encodes 398 amino acids. NCBI's taxonomy places the organism in Eukaryota, Metazoa, Arthropoda, Insecta, Lepidoptera, Noctuidae.